This is a messenger RNA of Centruroides sculpturatus (bark scorpion), 2717 nucleotides long. Its product is annotated as solute carrier family 12 member 2-like. Bases 48 to 2717 code for a protein of 889 amino acids. Gene Ontology annotation, cellular component: membrane. Gene Ontology annotation, biological process: chloride transmembrane transport; sodium ion homeostasis; potassium ion import across plasma membrane. The record is from RefSeq and is a predicted model, not a curated record. The transcript has 21 exons. Gene Ontology annotation, molecular function: sodium:potassium:chloride symporter activity. Lineage: Eukaryota; Metazoa; Arthropoda; Arachnida; Scorpiones; Buthidae.
UACUAGGUUUUAAAAUAAUGCUAAAUUGUUAAUAACACGACAGCAAUAUGUCGAAGCAAGAGCAGAUCUCCUUUCAUCCCCAAAUUACCUACGAACUUCAAACGACCGAUCCCACUUGCUAUCAGAAAGUUACUCCCAGUUACGAUAAUUAUUUGAUGAAAGAUGAAUUAACUCCCGAUAACAGGAGUAAGAGGGAUUCGAUUUUUGGAAGUGAAACUUUUAUCAAUGCUCCUUAUUACACCUACGAGGCAUCACCGUGCGAUGCUAAUUAUAGAAAUAGUUUAUCCUUUGGUAAGAAUCUCGGUAGACCUACUCUUGAUGAACUGCAUAACCCUGUAGAAAAGGAACAGCUAUCAAAGAUCGGAAACGUAAUUACAAACGGAAAGAAAGACGAUAAGCAAUCCUCCAGUGGAGCUGUUAAAUUUGGAUGGGUGAGAGGAGUAUUUUUACGAUGUAUACUAAAUAUUUGGGGUGUGAUGCUAUUUUUGAGGAUGGGUUGGAUGACUGGACAAGCUGGAAUAGGUUUAUCCAUCGCUAUAGUAGGUCUAGCAACGGUGGUAACGCUCAUAACCACCAUGUCCAUGUCUGCCAUAUGUACCAACGGAGAAGUGAAAGGAGGCGGGGCUUAUUAUUUAAUAUCAAGAAGUUUGGGACCCGAAUUUGGAGGUGCAGUUGGUGUGAUAUUUUCUUUUGCAAACAGCAUAGCCGUGGCCAUGUAUAUUGUGGGUGCGGCAGAGACAAUCGGCGAUAUUUUAAAGAUAUACAAUGUUGGUAUUGUCUCGGUUCCUAGCGGUCUUAACGAUAUGAGAAUUUCGGGAAUUGGAAUUCUAUUUCUGAUAACUGGUGUAACUGGUAUUGGUAUGGCGUUCGAGAAUAAGGCACAGAUACUUUUAUUAAUUCUACUUCUGGUAGCGAUGUUUGAUUACCUUGUGGGUGCAUGCUUUACACCAAGACCAGAUCAAAUUGUCAAGGGAUUUACCGGAUGGCAAUGGAGAAACGGUCGAGAUAAUUUCGGACCCGACUUCAGAGGAGAGAACUUUUUUAGUGUAUUUGCUGUAUUUUUUCCUUCCGUGAUUGGAAUUUUAGCCGGAGCGAAUAUUUCUGGAGACUUAAAGAAUCCAUCGAGUGCUCUUCCUAAGGGUACUUUCUUAGCUAUAAUAACAACGUCGUUCAGUUAUGUAGUCAUUAUUCUUUGGCUCGGCUUUACUCUAAUACGUGAUGCUACUGGAAAUAUUGAUGAUCUACCUAAUGAAGAAUAUCGAAAUUGCAAACAUCGCACUUGCUCACAAGGAAUGAUGAAUUAUAAUCAGGUGAUGGAAAUGUCAGCUGCUUAUGGGCCACUGAUUUAUAUUGGAACAUUUUCAGCAACUUUAUCAUCAGCAUUGGCUGCUAUGAUUAGUGCUCCAAGAUUAUUUCAAGCUUUAUGCAAAGAUGACAUCUUUCCCUAUUUGAAAUUAUUCAGUAAAGGCUAUGGUCCUAAUAAUGAUCCCAGAAGGGCAUCUGCUCUUGCUUUUGUGAUAGCUGCAGUCUUCAUUUCUAUAGGAGAAUUGAACACCAUAGCUCCUUAUAUCUCAAAUUUUUAUAUGGCAACCUACUGUCUCAUCAACUUUGCUUGUUUCCAUGCAUCACUUGUAAAGUCUCCAGUUUAUUGUAGGCCAUCCAUUUUAGUUUUAACUGGGAAUGCUUAUAGUAGGCCUAGUUUGGUUGAUUUUGCAAAUGAUUUAUCAAAGCAUGUUGGCUUGUUGAUUUGUGGCCAUGUUAUACAGGAUCAUAUAUCUCAUUCAGUUAGGACUUUAAUAUCUGAUUUUAAUUACAAAUGGCUAAAUGAAAGGAAAGUGAAAGCAUUCUAUUGUCAUGUAGAAGAUGAACAUAUAUCCAAAGGCAUUUUUUCAUUAAUUCAGAUUUCCGGUUUAGGUAAAUUACGCCCUAACACAAUAUUAAUGGGUUUUAAGUCUGAUUGGCAAAGUGCGGAUCCAAAAGAAAUUCAAGAUUAUUUGCAAAUUAUCCAGUCUAAUAUUUUUUCAAAAUCAGGUAUUUCCAAUCCUGAAAUGGUUGCUAAAGAUGAUCCUGAUAAUAUCUCAACUUCUGCUUCUAUAAAAAUAACCAUUUCAAAUGAAGAAGGAUCAGAAAUUAACUUAGAAGAACCAAAACAAAACAUUGAAAUACCUGCUGAAAAAAUGAAUUUUUCUGAAAUUCCAAAAGAAAUUAUGAACAAAAUCAAUCAAUUUCGAAAAAAGCAGGCUAAAGGAACUAUUGAUGUUUGGUGGCUGUACGAUGAUGGAGGUUUGACAAUUCUGAUGCCUUAUUUAUUAACAACACGAUCUCAAUGGAGUGAUUGCACCUUAAGAGUUUUUACAGUAACGCAUUGUGAUAUGAACUUAGACCAAGAACAAGUAAACAUGGCUGCUUUACUUAAAAAAUUUCGUAUUGAUGUUUCGGCCGUUACCAUGCUUUCCGACAUUACAAAUCCUCCUUCAGUAGAAAGUAAGAAUAAAUUUAAAUCACUCAUUUCAAAGUGGUUUGUAAAUGAAAAUGAUUCCACUGACAUUUGUGUGAUUACUAAGUCUGAUCUGUCAGCUUAUAAACAAAAGACAUACAGAUAUAUUCGUCUCAGAGAAUUACUUGAAAAGCACUCAGCAUCAGCCACAUUGAUUGUCAUGACACUUCCAAUACUUAGAAGAGGUGGAUUUCCCGAACCACUAUAUCUNAAAAAAUAA